Messenger RNA from Pezoporus flaviventris, 713 nucleotides. RefSeq names its product chromosome unknown C2orf66 homolog (gene CUNH2orf66). The record is from RefSeq and is a predicted model, not a curated record. Bases 162 to 467 code for a protein of 101 amino acids. NCBI's taxonomy places the organism in Eukaryota, Metazoa, Chordata, Aves, Psittaciformes, Psittacidae. The transcript has 4 exons.
CAUUACUGUAUUUUUGAACUCCUGCUAACGUCAUUGACACCCACCUACAGUCCACUAGAAAUAUAAGUGCAGAGAUCAGUUUGUUCACAGAUUACAAGGAGACUAACCAAGAAGGGGCAAGCCAGAGCCAAAUUCACUGAUAGUCUGUUCAUCUCUUCAGCAUGUGGAAAGUGGUGCUGCUGGGUCUAUAUACAGUAGUGGCUGUGAGAGGACUGGUAAAGGGUGCUCCUUUCCAACCAGAAGAAAAAUGGAAACCUCUAGAUAACCCUAGAAACAGAGACCUGUUUUUCAGAACACUCCAGGCUUAUUUUUCAAGCAGGGGUCUUGAUGUCAGGAAGCUCCCAGCCACUUUCACCAUGAACAAUGAAGGACCAAGGCCUGUCAUGCUCUACUCGGACCCUGUUGCUUCUGCAUUUGCAGAUUAUGAAGAAAGGAAAAAUUCUUUCCCGAAUUAUUUCAAAGGCUGACCAAGGCAUUAAGUGUUGAACUUCACUCGAAGUGAUCCCCUUCCCAGCACAAUAUCACUGCUUUGACUUUUUAACUUCAUUGAUUGCUUUGACAAUUGCUUUGACAGUUUUUACCUAUGGAAUCUGCUGUCUUGUUGCAAGUAGCACAUUUGCCUUCCAUUGACAAAUGUGCGAUGUUUGCCUAUUACAAUGUGCCUAGAAGAACCACGUGUGUUUAGAUGUGAAUAAAUGAGGAGCGCAACAGCG